Molecule: messenger RNA, 1254 nt
Organism: Drosophila mauritiana
Lineage: Eukaryota; Metazoa; Arthropoda; Insecta; Diptera; Drosophilidae
Product: beta-1,3-galactosyltransferase brn
Exons: 1
Coding region: 43-1020 (325 amino acids)
Cellular component (GO): membrane
Molecular function (GO): UDP-glycosyltransferase activity; hexosyltransferase activity
Source: RefSeq, a predicted model, not a curated record
CAUCACGGUCACACUGGCGGAUUUGUUUUUAUUUUUGUCGCCAUGCAAAGUAAACACCGCAAACUGCUGCUGCGCUGCCUCCUGGUGCUGCCCCUCAUCCUCCUGGUGGACUACUGCGGCCUGCUGACCCACCUGCACGAGCUGGACUUCGAGCGGCACUUCCACUACCCGCUGGACGAUGGUACUGGAUCUGGGUCCGCAUCCUCUGGCCUGGACAAGUUCGCCUACCUGCGAGUGCCCUCGUUCACGGCGGAGGUGACGGUUGACCAGCCUGCGCGGCUCACGCUGCUCAUCAAGAGCGCCGUGGGCAAUUCGCGGCGGCGGGAGGCCAUUCGCCGGACUUGGGGCUACGAGGGUCGAUUCUCAGACGUCCACCUGCGUCGCGUGUUCCUGCUGGGCACGGCCGAGGAUAGCGAAAAAGACGUGGCUUGGGAGUCCCGCGAGCAUGGCGACAUUCUGCAGGCGGACUUCACGGACGCCUACUUUAACAACACGCUGAAAACUAUGCUGGGAAUGCGCUGGGCUAGCGAGCAGUUCAAUCGCAGCGAGUUCUAUCUUUUCGUGGACGACGACUACUAUGUUUCGGCCAAGAACGUGCUCAAGUUUCUGGGCAGGGGGCGUCGGAGCCACCAGCCGGAGUUGCUGUUCGCCGGGCACGUGUUUCAGACAUCGCCGCUCCGCCACAAGUUCAGCAAGUGGUACGUUUCGCUGGAGGAAUAUCCCUUCGAUCGGUGGCCACCGUACGUGACCGCCGGCGCGUUCAUGCUGUCCCAGAAGGCACUGCGCCAGUUGUAUGCUGCCAGCGUUCACCUGCCGCUCUUCCGGUUCGACGACGUCUACCUGGGCAUCGUGGCCUUGAAAGCUGGCAUUUCCCUUCAGCACUGCGACGACUUCCGCUUCCAUCGGCCGUCGUACAAGGGUCCGGACAGCUAUAGUUCGGUGAUAGCCUCGCAUGAGUUCGGCGAUCCCGAGGAGAUGACGCGGGUGUGGAACGAGUGCCGAUCCGCCAACUACGCGUAGCAGCAAGAACAGGCUGCACUGAAAAGCGCUGCAGAUUGUACAUAUAUACGAACGAGACAGCACCUAAACAACAGCCUUAUAAAGUGUAUUAGGAGCAGUGGAUGAUACCUCAACCGUUCAGUGAGACUUUAAACCAAGCAGCUGGUGCUAAUAGUGCAAGAUCGCAAGAGUAAUUCAUUCUAAUUGUAAGCGUAAUGAUAAAGCAGUUGAUUCAAUUCAUAUUUAUAGAGAUUA